Messenger RNA from Eucalyptus grandis, 951 nucleotides. RefSeq lists its product as uncharacterized. The coding region runs from base 132 to 830 and encodes 232 amino acids. The transcript has 2 exons. NCBI's taxonomy places the organism in Eukaryota, Viridiplantae, Streptophyta, Magnoliopsida, Myrtales, Myrtaceae. The record is from RefSeq and is a predicted model, not a curated record.
GAAGCUUGAUCUCCAAGCGAAAACUCACAUGGGGAUCGGAUAAGAAGUUGCCUCUUCCUCCUCCUCCAUUAAAACCCCCGAAUUCCUCCAUGAGGGUCAACUUUUUUUAGAAGAGAGACGAAGAGGGAUCGAUGGCUUUUCCUCAGGAAGACCUCGAUCUGGUUCUUGUGCCGAUUGGGUUGCUCCUCAUGUUCGCUUACAAUCUCUUCUUCCUAUACAGAUACCUUCACUUCCCCAAAACGACAGUGAUGGGCAUCGAAAACGACGAUAAAAGGGCUUGGGUUGAGGCGAUUUUGCAGGGAAAUGUGGACGUACAAUCGGUCGGGGUGAGCGUCGUCACAUCGAACGUGUCAGCCGCGACCUUCUUCGCCUCGGUGUGCCUGACCCUCUGCUCCCUUCUCGGCGCGUGGAUUGCCAACUCGCCCUCCUCCUCAAACAUCUUCAACGCCGUCCUCCUCUUCGGCGACUCGAAGCCGUCCACGGCAGCGGUCAAGCACCUCUGCCUCCUCCUCUGCUUCCUCGUGUCCUUCGCUUGCUUCCUCCAGUCGGCAAGGCACCACGUCCACGCGAGCUACCUGAUCACCACUCCGGGAUCCCUCGUCGACCCCGAGGAUGUCAAGGUGGUGGUCAUACGAGGGGGCGAGUUCUGGUCGCUCGGGCACCGGUCGCUCUACUUCGCCCUGAGCUUGCUGCUCUGGUUUUUCGGGCCCGUCCCGAUGUUCAUCACGUCGGUGGUUCUAGUGAUGAUUCUGCAUCACCACGACAAGUAUUCAAUUCCUAUAAAGAGACGUCCGCUUGGAAAGAAAACUCAGAUUGAGAGUAGAGUGUAAGAGCAACAACUUGGGUGGAGUCAAAAUCGAUGCAAGAAAUCAAUUUUCAGAUUUUUAAUUAGGUAUAUGAAAUACAUUGUAUUCAUUUGAAUAUUUGUUGAAAAAGUCGGUACAUGUCAAA